GUCAAUUCUUAGUAGAUUUUUGUCACUAUGUUUGAUUUCUGGUUGAGUUUAUUGUGAUUAAUUGUUAAAAUUGAGUUUAUCGUUUCCUGAUUUGUUAGUACUUAUGACUUGUCACUUUGUUUGUUUUUUGACAGGAAUUACGAGACAUAUGUUUGUAAUUUGAACCAAACUCGUACGGGAAGGAUAAAACCUACAGAAUACAUCGAAUGGCUACAGAAACAACUUGAAGGCACUCCCAUGACAGAUUUUCGUAGGAUGGCAAUUGGUCCUACCUUCGCUACAGUUUCGUACAACUCAUAUUUUAUUAAUGGCUAUCUUUUUUACACAGCCGAUGCAGAAAAAAAUUUAACUACACAAAAUAGUGGAGUCACCAUGGAUGCUUGCACUAGCUUCAGAGCAAGUUCCAAAGAUACUAACUUGGUCGAUGACGAUACUACGUACUACGGCAUUCUACAACUAAUACUUGAACUGGAUUAUGGAGUUUUCUCUGAAAUUAUUUUUUUAUGUGAUUGGGUGCGAGUCGAAGACAAAGUACAUGGAUCAUAUGUGGAUGCAGAUACAAAGUUGAGGUUUGUCAACUUCAGAAAGUUAAUGAGAAACUCAAAAGAAGUUGACGAGCCAUUCAUCCAUGCUUCUCAAGCUAGACAAGUUUUUUACUGCAGAGAUGUGACAAGGGAACAUUGGAAUUUGGUUUUGGAAUCUCCAAUAAGAUCAGAUCCCAAUAAGAAUGCUUUGGAAGAUCCAUUUUUCUUCACUGCAAAUGCGAAUGAAGCUCCCUCAAUUUUGACAACUGUUGGAGAUGGUGAGUAUUGGAAUGGUGAAGCUCAGGGCACGAGAAAUAGGGAUACACGUGAAUGAACUUGCCCGACACCUUAUAAUUCCACUGGUGGAAAUCAUGUAGAUCCACCUGCGCAUAUGAAUUUGUUGAUUUGCUAUGCUCUACUUGAUAUCAUUCAUGAAGCAUUGGCUAAGUUCAUCGUCAUCGGAGGACCUGAACCUGUCGUUUUAUUGUUUAACAUUUUCUUGGUAGCACUAGCUAGCUACCUUGGACAUGUAUUGUUCUGAAUCAGAAUUUCAUCAUUUUUGUGUAAUUGUAAACCCAAUGGAAAUGAAUGAAUGAAUGAAUGUGGAAUUCUCA
Molecule: messenger RNA, 1138 nt
Organism: Papaver somniferum (opium poppy)
Lineage: Eukaryota; Viridiplantae; Streptophyta; Magnoliopsida; Ranunculales; Papaveraceae
Exons: 3
Coding region: 238-858 (206 amino acids)
Source: RefSeq, a predicted model, not a curated record